AUGGCCCCGAUCGAGGACAGUCUCGCAUCAGCAGUGGCAGCGUCUUCUUCUUCUACAGCUCCUCUGCCCUCGAAUGUUGAGACUAGCGCCCUCGAGCGUGUCCAUCUACCCCGCAUCGCGAUCAAAUUCUGUACUCAAUGCCGAUGGAUGCUGCGCGCUGCGUAUUUCGCCCAAGAACUCCUCUCCACAUUUAGCACAGACUUGGGCGAAGUUGCCCUCGUCCCUGUGACCGGUGGUAUCUUCACAGUGACAAUCUGGCAUGCGACAGGAUCGACUACCUCGGAGGGAAAAGUCACGACGCAAGAGACUCUUCUUUGGGAUCGGAAGCGAGACGGCGGGUUUCCCGCUGAUCGAGAUACACAUGCAGAGGUCAAAGCUCUCAAGUCUCUUGUGCGAAACAUCAUUGCUCCCAAUCGGGACUUGGGCCAUACGGAUCGGGCUCUGAAGAAAGAAGAGGAGAAGAGGAAGGAAGAGAAGGCUCAAGGGGAGCAAAAGAAAGAGUGCGAGGAUUGUUCUUAG
Penicillium daleae is the source of this 519-nucleotide messenger RNA. Its product is annotated as Rdx family protein. Lineage: Eukaryota; Fungi; Ascomycota; Eurotiomycetes; Eurotiales; Aspergillaceae. The record is from RefSeq and is a predicted model, not a curated record. Bases 1 to 519 code for a protein of 172 amino acids. The transcript has 3 exons.